Molecule: messenger RNA, 905 nt
Organism: Colossoma macropomum (tambaqui)
Lineage: Eukaryota; Metazoa; Chordata; Actinopteri; Characiformes; Serrasalmidae
Product: 2-oxoglutarate-Fe(II) type oxidoreductase ppzD-like
Exons: 4
Coding region: 1-477 (158 amino acids)
Molecular function (GO): dioxygenase activity
Source: RefSeq, a predicted model, not a curated record
AUGGCCUUGUCUCUGCUCUGCACACCAGGACCAGCACGGUGUGAAGAGAAUGGCAGUACCCUGCGUGCUCUGUAUUACGCUCCAGUGAAGAGAGAGACCGUGAAGGAAGAUCAACUCCGCUGUGGGGAGCACUCAGAUUAUGGCAGCAUCACUCUUCUCUUCCAAAGCCGCGAGGGCGGCCUGCAGGUCAUGAGCCGUAAAGGGGAGUUUAUCUCAGCUCCAAGCAUUCCUGGAACUGUUCUGAUCAACAUCGCAGACUUGAUGCAGAGGUGGACCAGCGACGUGUUUGUAUCUUCUGUCCAUAGGGUUUUGCUGCCCCCUGAUGGUGACUUAAGGACACGGCAAAGUUUGACCUUCUUUGUGCAGCUGGAUGACAACGCCAUCAUAAGUUAUUGUGAUGGAUCGAACAAAUAUCCUCCAGUGAGGUCUUGGGAUUAUCUUCAGUCCAGAUUCAAUGACACUUAUGGCAGAACCUAGAUUGGCUACUCAGUGUCUCCUGAGCCACAGUUGGAAUAGUGGUCUUGACAGCUGGAAAGGCUGAUUGCUUUAACAUUAACACUUGUGUUACUAAAAGUCAAUUAAAACAUUAAAUGACGCAGUUCUGAACAAAUAUUUAGAGUGGAAGUAAUUUAAUUCUAUUACUAAGUGCAAAAAUAAAAAUCAUAACAGUAUGAAAACUACAAGCAACAUCACCGAUACUUGAUUCCAUAGUGGAACUAAAAAAAUCUUCAUCUAGACUUUGAUGUCACUGAUCGUUGUGCACGUCAAAACUGAUUUUAAGCUGGGAACUACACUUGUUAGUGAGCAAAAAGGGAUGGUAUAUGCAGCUAUUAUGGUAUAUGUGGUAUGUGCUUCUGGUUGCAUUUUCACUUCAUUCUUUGUAAUGAAACCUUUGCUGUGCCUUU